UUCCUGUGCUGCUUGAUGGCUGUCGCCACUGCCCGUCCAGACAGACCCGUCCACGACGGGUACGGGUAUUCUGCCCCUGAUCACAAACUGUCCUACGGGCAUGAGAAAUACGAGAAGGGAAUGCCUUUCGACUUCAACUACGACGUCAAGGACCACUACAAGGGGCUCGACUACGGCCACAACUCCAACUCCGACGGGAACCUCGUGACCGGUAAGUACUACGUCCUCCUCCCCGACGGUCGCACCCAGAUCGUCAGUUACACCGCCGACCACUACAAGGGCUACCAGGCUGAGGUCGCUUACGAGGGGGAAGCUAAGUACCCCGAACCAGGGCAUUAUAAGGCUGCCCCAUCCUAUGAUCAUCCUGCCCCCGCUUAUGGGACGCCAGCUCCAUCCUACGGUCAUCCUACCCCUGUUUAUGGGACGCAUGCCCCAUCCUACGGCCAUCCUACCCCUGUUUAUGGACAUCCAGCUUCUGCCUAUUGAGUUAUAGAUUAGAUGUAAAUCUCUAUUUAUAAUAUCAAUAAAUUAAUGUAGUAAAAUUA
Molecule: messenger RNA, 545 nt
Organism: Macrobrachium nipponense
Lineage: Eukaryota; Metazoa; Arthropoda; Malacostraca; Decapoda; Palaemonidae
Product: pro-resilin-like
Exons: 2
Coding region: 16-486 (156 amino acids)
Cellular component (GO): extracellular matrix
Source: RefSeq, a predicted model, not a curated record